AAAACAUAUUGCAUGAAAUGUAUAUGCUAAAUUUUUGUUAACCAACUUUUAGAUAGACAUAAUUAAAGGAAAAAUAAUUAAAGAAAAAAAACUUGUAAUUUGUAAAGGGUAAAGGAGUGGAACUACGAAUCUUGCUCUGGCAAUAGCAACCGCCAUGAUACAAUAAUACAAACGCUGGAUUUCCUUCAGCUGAUACUAUCACCCGCAUUUAAACAGCAUGGCUGCCUUCUGUCUCAGCUUCGUCUCAAUCUACGGCAGCUUCCUCCGCCGCUGUCUCGCCGCCGCCGGCCUCUCCUCUCAAAGCGUAGACAUAGACAGCGCCACCACCAUCAGCUUUUGGGGCCCCGCCGCCUCCACCAAACCUCCGCUGGUCCUGAUCCACGGCUUCGGACCUCACGGCGUCUGGCAAUGGCGACCUCAGAUCUCCUUCUUCUCCCGCCAAUUCAGCGUCUACGUGCCCGAUCUACUCUUUUUCGGCGGCUCCUCCACCGAAUCCGCCGACAGGUCCGAGAUUUUUCAGGCGGCUUCCGUUGCUAAACUCAUGGAGAAGCUCGGGAUUAGCAGGUAUUCCGUAGUCGGCACGAGCUACGGCGGACUGGUUGCGUACCGAAUGGCGGCGAUGUGGCCGGAGAGGGUGGAGAAGGUGGUGAUCGCUAGCUCCGCGGCGAACAUGCGGCGGAGGGAUCAUGUGGAGCUGCUGAAGAGAGCGAAACUGGAGAAGGUUGAGGAUUUGUUGCUGCCCAGCUCCGCCUCGCAGCUGCGGAAAUUGUUCGGUUUGUCCGUUUUCCGGCGACUGCUUAUGCCGGAUUUCAUCCUCAACGAUUUCAUUGACAAAUUGUAUAGCGAUAAUAGGAAGGAGAAGCUGGAACUCUUGAAAGGAUUAACCCUUGGACAGGAUGAUACUGGAACCAUUUGCCCCCUCUCUCAGAAAGUGUUGAUUGUGUGGGGAGAGCAUGACAAGAUAUUUUUACUAGAGAAAGCGGUUGAACUCGAGAAAUUGCUUGGUGAAAAUGCGAGAUUACAAGUGAUAAAGAACACAUCACACGUUCCCCAACUUGAAGAUUCAGGGCAGUUCAACAACAUUGUUAAUAAUUUCUUACAUGGCCUCUCAUGAUUUCUUUAAUAUAUAUUUUCAGUUAAUUAGAACCAAACUACUACUGGCUUCACAAUAUUUGAUUUGUGAUGAAAUACCGAUAAAUUCUAUAUAGUGUUUUUUUUUAUAAA
Salvia miltiorrhiza (redroot sage) is the source of this 1224-nucleotide messenger RNA. RefSeq lists its product as uncharacterized. The record is from RefSeq and is a predicted model, not a curated record. The coding region runs from base 218 to 1114 and encodes 298 amino acids. NCBI's taxonomy places the organism in Eukaryota, Viridiplantae, Streptophyta, Magnoliopsida, Lamiales, Lamiaceae. The transcript is spliced from 5 exons.